Dermacentor albipictus is the source of this 6470-nucleotide messenger RNA. It is a transcript of the gene NaPi-III, whose product is annotated as Na[+]-dependent inorganic phosphate cotransporter type III. Lineage: Eukaryota; Metazoa; Arthropoda; Arachnida; Ixodida; Ixodidae. The record is from RefSeq and is a predicted model, not a curated record. Gene Ontology annotation, molecular function: phosphate transmembrane transporter activity. Gene Ontology annotation, cellular component: membrane. Gene Ontology annotation, biological process: phosphate ion transmembrane transport.
GUUCGUUCCAGUCUCCAGGCGCGCAACAGCCGUCGGCUGCACCAGCAACAAGUGCAUCGUGAUCGCCAUGUGGCCGGUCUUCACAGGGAGGACUGCUGCGGCGGUGUGCUCAGAGUUUUGCGCCGAAACGCCGGGCUUAUAACCUGCUGUCACGCAAGGAUAAGGCGUCAGACGUCGUCACCUUCGAGGACCGCGGAGACAGCAGGACAAUCGCUCGAGGUUCCCCUUUUUAUCGGCGACGUGCUCUUGCCGAGCGGUGCGUGAAAGAUGCUUCCCCUGGAUGCGUCGACGGGCAACCUGCUGUGGAUCCUGGUGGUGGGCUUCAUCGUUGCCUUCUUCCUGGCGUUCGGUGUGGGCGCCAACGAUGUUGCCAACUCGUUCGGCACCUCGGUGGGCGCCAAAGUGCUCACGCUGCGACAGGCCUGCAUCCUGGCCACCAUCUUCGAGAUCCUCGGCGCCGUCCUCAUAGGUUACAAGGUAUCGGACACGGUUCGCAAGGGCAUACUCGACGUAUCCAUGUACGAAGGGGCCCCGAAGGAUCUCAUGCUUGGCAAUCUGGCUGCCCUAGGCGGAAGCGCCAUUUGGAACAUCCUGGCGACGGCGUUCAGCCUUCCCAUCUCGGGCACGCACAGCAUCGUGGGCGCCGUGGUGGGCUUCUCGCUGGUGGCGCGGGGCCUGCGCGGCAUCCGCUGGUGGGAGCUGGGCAAGAUCGUCCUCUCCUGGUUCAUCUCGCCCGUCCUGUCGGGCAUCCUCUCCGCCGUCCUCUACAUGCUCAUCCAGUUCCUCAUCCUCAGGAAGGAGAAGCCACUGGAGCCUGGUCUGAGGUCACUGCCAUUCUUCUACGGGUUCACUCUCUUCAUCAAUGUCUUCUCUGUCGUGCACGAUGGACCGCACUUGCUCAGGUUCAACCUUAUUCCUUGGUGGGGUGCCAUGAUCGUCGCUCUCUCCGUUGCUCUGAUCUCAGUCAUUGUCGUCUGGUUCUUCAUCGUUCCUCGUCUUAGGGCCACCAUUGAGAGGGACCUCUCCAAUGACACUGAUAACGACCGAAUAACCAUGACCGAAAAGUCUCCUCUGCUAGCUGACAUUAAGAAACGUGAUGGCCGAGGAGAAUUGGCCCAGGCCACCAAGGAUUUGCCCAAGACCUUGACUUAUUCAUUUACCCCAACUGACCCUGUGAGUGAUGAUGUGAUAGACACUGACGGUAGCAAAAAGUUGAGUGAAGCCGGCAUAAUGAAUGGUGGCCGUGGGUCCAGCAUUGAAGUCAUUUCGGGCAAACUCCAGCACAAUGAUCUUCCAAACCUGCACCCAAACCCGCACCCUCAUCAACCAACACACAAGAGGCUUUCGCUGGUCAUGAUUGAGGAAGCAGCCCUGGCUGUGCCCCCUUGUAAAGAAAACCAUGAUGACGACAAGCCAGAAACAGCGAAGCUCUUCUCGUUUCUUCAAAUUCUCACAGCAGUGUUUGGAUCCUUUGCGCAUGGUGGCAACGAUGUUAGCAAUGCCAUUGGGCCUCUGGUUGCACUCUGGAUGAUCUACUUCGAUGGCAAUGUGUACCAGAACUCUGAGACACCCAUAUACAUCCUUCUGUAUGGGGGAGUAGGAAUCAGCCUUGGACUGUGGAUCUGGGGUAGACGUGUUAUACAAACUUUGGGUGAAGACCUCACCAAAGUCACACCUUCCAAUGGCUUCACCAUUGAGAUUGGUGCAGCCUCGACAGUGCUGCUGGCCUCCAAGGUGGGCAUUCCGAUAAGCACCACACACUGCAAAGUGGGCUCCAUCGUGUUUGUGGGCUGGGUAAGGUCGCGCAAGGGCGUUGACUGGGGUCUCUUCCGGAACAUCGUCAUGGCCUGGCUGCUGACGCUGCCUGUCACCGGAGGCCUGACUGCGGCAAUCACGAGCAUCCUGUACGCCGCCUGCUCCCUGUGAACAUGGCAGCAUCGUUCAUGGUGCCACGCCUAAGUCAUGCUAUGUCACGCCCCAGUCAGACUUACUGCUUUGCCUUAGUCAGUGCGGUCACAUUCACUACUUCAGCGAUGUGGUCAGCGUUGCCACGGACCUUGCGACAAGCAUGAGGCAGCACGCUUCUGGAGAACCAUAAGUCAUCUUCAGCCAAGUGUGACAUCGUGCCGAUAGUGCUUUGUGUGUGCGAAAAUGGUGGCCCACCCAGCACACUCAGGAUACUUUAAAAUGCCAGAAGAGGCGGUACAAUGGAACUUUUCUUUCUGUUUUUCUUUUCUGUUUGGUCCGACCAUGCCAGCUUGGAAGGAAGAACAAACAGUGACAGCCGCGCUGUGACGACUUUUCUAGCUGAUGUGAACAAAUUUUUAAUAAUGUUGGCAGAUAAGUUGCACGUGGUUGGGUAGGAGUAAUUGAAGAAGCAGUGUUUGCUUCAGGCAAUGUGUGUUAAAGUGCAAUGGAGCAACAUCCUUCCACAGGUCGCUCUGGCAUGGCAGGCAUACCUACAGUGCCGUGGGCAUGAGGAAGACUGCAGCAACGUGCCCCCUUAUGUGGACCUUUUAAUCAAACAGAUGGAGAGAGUGUCACCUUGCGUGCUUAUUUUGCGGAGGAAUUGCUGCGGAACUUUUGCUAUUUGUUCUCAUUUCUGGACAUGCUAGUUAUCAGUGGCGUGUCCUUGAGCUCGGAGACACAAAUUCCAGGCAAUGUUAUCUCUACUAUUGUUGGCUCUCGUUAGUGAAAGUGCUCCCUGUUGUUCAUAUUAUUUAGUGAGCCAGGUCUCUCGCAAUAAUGUUUGCGACUAGUCUGCGCAUUGUGUUUUUGGAGACAUGGAAUGUAGCUACGCGAGCAUAAUAGUAAUAUGUAGUCAGCUUUAAUUUUACAAUUACACAGGAACAUUUCAGUGAAGUGGCAGUUCAAGGAGCUUAUUUACACUCUGCAUUGUUGACUGCAUUGUUUUGUGCAGUUGUAAUUAACAUGUAAUCUGUUGUUGAACCUUCCUUGUUCUCUCUGGAUGUCAUGUUGAGAAUGUGGUUGUGAUGGGCGGCUUUACCCUCCGAGAUGAAAGUAGGCUUAAAGGAAGUUAAAGGAUGAUGCUAACAGCAUUGGCAAGAUCUUUCCUUUGCGUACUUUGUCUCCCAAAAGCCAUGGAAGAAAUGCGGUUGGUAAAUAUUGGGCAUAUUGUAGUUGCAAGCCCACAGUUUAGAUGUGCAAUCAAAGACACUUGCAAAUACACUUAGUCGACCCGUAUGUAUUUACCUCAUAGACAUUUGUAACAUAUCCUAAUAAUAGUGCAUGGAACAUGCUAGUGCCAUGUUGUUUUCGUAAGCUAGCCUGUAAUGUAAUGUUCUUACAUGUAAUGCAUACGCUCUUUUUCCACUAGUCUGUCAUGCUAUAUUAAAUGUGAGCCACUGGUGUCAGUACAAGUCAUACCCUCACGUCAGCCUUGUUUGUUAGUUGAACAUGGCCAGUAAACUAUGUCAUUUCACAAGCAUCGAAGUAAUUCAUAAGCAUAAUUAACAGCUGUCUGUUGCAUAGGUAUCAGUCACAAAGAGCAUUUUUGUGUGUUAUAUUACCUAAUAUAAUUACUUGAACACAGCAUACGAACUGAGUCAUUUGCUAGGAAGGCACAGUUAAAGCAUAAUCAACAGUGAGAUUUGAGUGCGUAGUUUCUUUUACAGUUUCUUUUACAAUAUAUCCCAAUUGUUUCCAUGUUUUGCGGAGCUGUGGAGAAAUAUGUUGUACCAUAGCUGUGUAUGAAAAACAUGCUUGCACAAGAAUCAACAAAAACUUUGUACUUUUCCUAACUGCGUGGUCGAGGUAUUGUUAAACUUGCAUGGUGUGCUUUCGAGCAUGUGUACAUUCAAGCACAGAUGUUAAAACUUGCUGUCAAGUUGGAAGGAAGUUGUGAUUACAUUAAGAAUGUUUUAUUGCUUUUAAGUGAGUAGUUUCUCUUGUCUGGGGAAGUCGUUCUUCAGGUUGAUGAAAAGUUUGCCAUGCACUCAAUUUAAAUAGUUUGUUUGCCUCCUGUGCUUUUGACCAAGGGAAAUUUUAAAGAUGGUCAUGCCACAUUUUUUUUAAUCUUUCCAGCUAGGAGGAUGUGUUAUGUUGCUGCUGUUAUACGGAUUGGGCAGCUGUGUUCUGAUUUACAUCUCACUCACUGUGAUCAUGAUAAUUAGUGCAUCAUUCCAUUAAAUAGCCGUGUUUGUUUAUUGAUUGCUCUUAAGAAUAGCUCCUUCACGAGAUCUCCAUAAAGUUGUGCUAUGAAACCAGGCACGUAGCUUUGCUGAAUUUUUACAGAACAGUGCCCAUGAUUGAAAAAGUGACAAGAACACUUUGUGAAGACGUUUGAAGGGCCAGACAGAAAACUAAAUGGUUGGCAAACAAACCUGACAAUUUUAAUGAAGUGAUGCAUUAAUGAUAGCAGUAAAUACACAGAGUUAUACACAGGGGAGUUGUGUGUGCGUACCUUAGAGACUGAGUGACCAAGCAACAAGUGGCAAAUUUAAAUGCUUUGAUGGACAGUGAGAGGCAGAUGUGAUGGCAGUCAUUUUACCUAAUCAUGCUGAUUUUAAGCUGCAAGUUGUAUCUGUUUAGAUUAGGUGCGAUUUUAAAUCUGUCUUUAACUGUCUAAAUUUUUACGGAAAUAAUAGCUUCAAUAAUUUUUCCAGAAAAGUGGGAACUGCAUCUUCAAGUUUUAUGUGAAGUAUCAUUGCUUUUUUUUUUCUGUCCUGUUUAUGUAAUUCAUGAAAGUAACACUUGACAAACCCUGUGUUCACUGGCAAUUUUUAUGUAACUUUCAGUAUCAGCUGCUGUAGUUAUUGUAAAAGGUAUAAAUUAUAGUAUUCAGAUAUAGUGUAAGGGAAUGCAAUGUUAUAAAUUUGGCUACAGACGUAGUAAUUCAUAUGCCAGCUGUCAAUGAAAUUAGUUUUUUCGGAGUUUCCCUGAAUUCGCAGAGAGCAGUGCUCGAGGAAACUAUUUCUGCAUCAAAAUUUUAGGUAGGUUAUAAGGGCGGAAGUUGUAAAGCUUAUUCUAUCAAAUAAAAUGUCUUUGUCUUUCUUUCAGUGAAAAAGAGUGGCAAAAUAUGUGAAUAUAGUGGUUGCGAAAAGCCUCUUAGUGCUAAUGUGCAUGUUUCUGAGUCACAGCUUUGCUCAUAAAUUGUAGUGUUUAAUUACACACCAGAUGUACGACGCUGUAUAUUGGAGACCACUCUAUUGAGACCAACAUCGACUUAACAUUUUUGAGGCUGAAGAAGAGCACUUCUUCAGCAAGAAAAGUUGAUAGUGAUUAUGUGUAGAGCUUAAAAACCCACAGACGCACAUUGUUCAGCCUGCUUUUGGAGCCUACUACCCGAACUUUUGACACACGCUGGUUGUGUGGUCUUAACAAUCUGUUUUCAUAAGCACAGUGUAGCUGGCCUACUGUAUACUCUACCUCAGUGCAAUGGCUUAGUCUUGCAGAUCGAAACAGGUUUUAAGAAAUAGGAGCAGACUAUUAUUUUCACCGGUCUAGCAACUCUACAUUUUUCAGUAGUUACCUACGUCUUGUGUGGUUGCAAACAUUAUUGGGCAUGCUGCUGUACAUUGUUUUAGUGAUAAUCUAAUCAAAAACUGUUAUCAUGCUAUGACCAAAAGAUAUUGUGCCAAGUUGGCCCUCGAAUACUUGGGAGCUAUGUCCUCCAAAAUGGGCUAAUACUGCAGUACAAGGUAAUACAUAACUAUAAUAUGGCACAAAGACUUUCUUUGUUUUUAUGUUAGUUUGUAAAUGCUGCUACUUUUCUUGAAGGCAGAACACUAUAUUGGGGAAUUCUGUUUUAAAUGCCUAGAUAGUAUGUUCACUGUAUGAAUUUCUUGGUCAGAAAUACAUGUCCUCUUGUGUGCUUGAACUUUGUUAAUGGCUGACACUUGGCAUGGGUCGUUUUUUUAGGAUCGCACAGCUUUGAGAGUUAAUUGAUGGAUACAUAUUUUUGCACUGCAUCCCACUUUCCUUGACUGUACCCAUUUCUUUUUCCCACUGCCGUUUUUAGAUAGACAUUAAAUCUUGGCAGCUUAGGACCUGAAAGCAUUGCAUUGUGGUCUCUGCCUUGGAAUCGAUUGGUUCAGUGCCGAAGCAGAAGUGGUAACUGUAGAUACAGAGGCUAGACAGAAGUGCUAAAUCCAAUAUGUGCUCCAAGCUAGCUAUGUUUCAAGAUGAGCUGUAAUUGAUUUGCUCACUUCCUUUAACGCUUGUUUUAUGUUAUCAACAAAGCUUCUGUUUCUUUAGAAUGGUUUGCUGAAUUGUGUUGCCGCAUUGGUAUCAGUACACAGUUUGAUUGUAUUGUAUGCUUGCAAACAAGACAGUCAUGGUUGCUAUACUAAAGAUCUAAAUAUUUGAAUUUUUUUAAUGUUAUUGUUUUAGAGCUGCUUAGCUGGAAUCUGACUGAUUGGUUGGUGCAAGGUUAUUGGUGCUGCUUCAAAUCUGCUGGGUAUAAUUUACACGAGUAGAAAUUCACAUGCUAUAAAAUUGAUUUUUCUAUA